AGGAGCUGCGCCAGGCUCUCAUGCCAACCCUAGAGUCUCUUUACAGACAGGACCCAGAGUCUCUACCCUUCAGACAGCCUGUAGACCCCAUGGUACUGGGCAUCCCAGUGAGUACACACAGACACGCUACAGACAGGACCCAGAGUGUUUACCCUUCAGACAGCCUGUAGACCCCAUGGUACUGGGCAUCCCAGACUACUUUGACAUCGUGAAGAACCCCAUCGACCUGUCCACCAUAAAGCGUAAGCUGGACACGGGUCAGUACCAGGAACCCUGGCAGUACGUGGAAGACAUCUGGGUCAUGUUCAACAACGCCUGGAUCUACAACCGCAAGACAUCCCGUGUCUACAAGUUCUGCUCCAAGCUGGCCGAGGUGUUUGAGCUGGAGAUAGACCCCGUUAUGAUGAGCCUUGGCUACUGCUGCGGCCGCAAGUAUGAGUUCUCUCCUCAAACUCUCUGCUGUUAUGGUAAGCAGUUGUGUACCAUACCCACCGGCGGCACCUACUACAGCUACCAGAACAGGUAUCAUUUCUGUGAGAAGUGCUUCAAUGAGAUCCAGGGGCACAAUGUGACGUUAGGGGACGACCCGGCACAACCACAGACAAUGAUAUGUAAAGACCAGUUUGAGAGGAAGAAGAACGAUACACUAGACCCUGAACCGUUUGUGGACUGUAAAGAUUGCGGACGGAAGAUGCAUCAGAUAUGUGUUCUUCACUAUGACGUCAUCUGGCCAUCCGGAUUCAUCUGUGACAACUGUUUGAAGAAGAGUGGGAAAACACGGAAAGACAACAAGUUUUCUGCAAAACGGUUGCAGACGACGCGGUUGGGCAUGUAUAUCGAGGACCGGGUGAAUAAGUAUCUGAAGAGGCAGAACCACCCUGAGGCAGGGGAGGUGUACGUACGAGUGGUGGCCAGCUCUGACAAAACUACAGAGGUCAAACCUGGCAUGAAAUCCAGGUUUGUGGACACCGGUGAGAUGUCUGAAACCUUCCCCUACAGAACUAAAGCGCUUUUUGCCUUUGAGGAGAUCGACGGCGUGGAUGUGUGUUUCUUCGGGAUGCACGUUCAGGAGUACGGCUCAGACUGCUCCUUCCCCAACACCAGACGAGUUUACAUAUCUUACCUGGACAGUAUUCACUUCUUCAAACCUCGACUGCUAAGGACGGCCGUCUAUCAUGAGAUCCUAAUUGGCUACCUGGAGUAUGUAAAGAAACUCGGCUACUCUCAGGGACACAUCUGGGCGUGCCCCCCCAGCGAGGGGGACGACUACAUCUUCCACUGCCACCCUGCCGACCAGAAGAUCCCCAAGCCCAAGAGGCUGCAGGAGUGGUACAGGAAGAUGCUGGAGAAGGCCUUCGCUGAGAGGAUCCUCCAUGACUUCAAGGACAUCUUCAAGCAGGCGACAGAGGACUGUCUGACGGGGGCCAACGAGAUGCCCUACUUUGAGGGGGACUUCUGGCCCAACGUGCUGGAGGAGAGCAUCAAGGAGCUGGAACAGGAGGCGGAAGAGAGGAAGAAGGAGGAGAACGUAGCCUGCUCCGACACACCUGAGGGCACGCCGGGGGACACGAAGAACGCCAAGAAGAAGAACAGCAAGAAAACCAAUAAGAACAAGGGCAGCGUGAGCCGAACCAAUAAGAAGAAGCCUGGCAUGCCGAUUGUAGCCAAUGACCUGUCCCAGAAGCUCUACGCCAGCCUUGACAAACACAAAGAGGUGUUCUUUGUGAUCCACCUGCACUCGGCCCAGAUGGCCAACAUGUUGCCCCCCAUAAUGGACCCUGACCCCCUGCUGAACUGUGACCUGAUGGACGGCCGCGACGCCUUCCUCACCCUGGCCCGGGACAAGCACUGGGAGUUCAGCUCUCUCAGGAGGUGUAAGUGGAGCACCAUGUGCAUGUUGGUGGAGCUGCACAACCAGGGUCAGGACCGCUUCGUCUACACCUGCAACGAGUGUAAACACCACGUGGAGACACGCUGGCACUGUACCGUCUGUGAGGACUUUGACCUGUGUAUCAACUGCUACGCCGCCAAGGGCCACGAGCACCAGAUGGUCAAGUGGGGUCUGGGGCUGGACGACGACGGCAAUGGAGCGGGCAGCGCCGGCGAGGCCUCUAAGAGCCCCCAGGAGUCACGCCGUCUCAGCAUCCAGCGUUGCAUCCAGUCCCUGGUUCACGCCUGCCAGUGUCGCAACGCCAACUGCAGCCUGCCGUCUUGCCAGAAGAUGAAGCGCGUGGUGCAGCACACCAAAGGUUGCAAGAGGAAGACUAACGGUGGUUGCCCCGUGUGCAAGCAGCUCAUCGCUCUGUGCUGCUACCAUGCCAAGCACUGCCAGGAGAACAAGUGUCCUGUACCGUUCUGUCUUAACAUCAAGCACAAGCUUAGGCAGCAGCAGCUCCAGCACCGCUUACAGCAGGCUCAGAUGAUGAGGAGAAGAAUGGCCACCAUGCAGGGAAGAGCAAUGCCUCAGAGCUUACCGUCCCCACCUCAGGCCCCCACUACAGCCCCCAACACAACCCCCUCACACCCCCAGCCUAACACACCCCAAACCACCCAACAACCGCUUUCAAACCAGCCGCAGACCCCAAACGCUGCAGGUAUGUCACCAGUGUUCCCUCCUCGCAACGGUCACCCCCUUACGCCAGCUUCCCAGGGCAAGGGGGGACCUCAAGCGUCUCCUUUACACCAGCAGCAGUCACCUCUCCCCCCGCAACCUCCCCAGCCUCAACCUCAACAACCUUCUCAACAACAACCCCCUCUCGCUGCGGUCAAGAUGGCGCGGCACAUUGAGAUGGUGGCCCAGGCGCAGCAGCAGAACCAGCAGAACUACCGGGUCAACAUGAACGGCCUGCCACUGCAACAGAACCCCCAGCAGCAGCAACGCAUGGCCGGACCCAUGCAGGUGGUUGGGGGUCAAAUGGUGGGACCCAGAGGGCCCCAGGGCAUGCAGCAGCCCAUGGCCCCAGGUCAGUGGCCCAGCGCUGGGGGAGCCAUAACGGGAGCUCAGCCUGGACAACCAGGAGUUGGAGUCCCUCCUCAGGUGGGUCAACCCCAGCAGGGGAUACCGAUGCAACAGAGACCCAUGUUGUCUCCUCAGCAACAGGUUCAGAGGAUGUUAGUCCCCCAGCCGGGGGGUCCCAGACCACAGAUGCCAUCCCAGAGACCCGGGGCCAUCGCCCCCAAUGCCCUCCAGGACCUCCUGAUGACCCUUAAGUCCCCCAGCUCACCCCAGCAGCAGCAGCAGGUCCUCAACAUCCUGAAGUCCAACCCCCAGCUCAUGGCGGCAUUCAUCAAACAGAGAACAGCCAAGUACCACGCCAGUAACCCCCUGCAACAACAGCAGCCAGGGAUGUUGGGAGCCCAGACGGCGAUGCAGGCUGGGGCCGGGGGGGGCCAGAGGCCCGGGAUGCCCCCUCAGCAGCCUCAACAACCCACCACCCAAGGGAUGGCUGCCUUAGGACCCCAGGGGCAACUCAUGAACCCUGGACACAACCCCCAACCCAACGCUGCCCAGAUACAGGAGCUCUACCGGAGGCAGCUCCUUCGACAGCAGCAGCAACAACAGCAGCAACAACAACAACAACAACAACAGCAGCAACAACAGCAGCAGCAGCAGCAGCAACAACAGCAGCAGCAGCAACAACAACAACAACAGCAACAACAACAGCAGCAGCAGCAGCAACAACAACAACAACAACAGCAGCAACAACAGCAGCAGCAACAACAGCAGCAGCAACAGCAGCAGCAGGCCCAUCCAGGUCCGUUCCCUCCCCAGACCCAAGGCCAGGCGGCCAGCUACUCUCAGCUCCGCAUGCAGCAGCUAGCCAUGCAUGCCCAGGGCCAGCUCCCUCCCAUGGCCCAGAUGGGUCAAUCUGGCCUGGGCAUGGACCCCACCUCCACCACCCAGAACAUCUUGCACCAGCGGAUGCUCCAGCAACAACAGCAGGGUAUCUCUAACCAACAGGCCAUCCUCAAGCAGCAGAUGGGCGGCUCCCCGGUCCUCCCUAGCCCCACCAUGAGUCCCCAGGCCCACAUGCUGGCCAGCCAGCCCCAGCAUGGAGCUCACCUCCCUGGCCAGUCCCCAAUGGCCAAUGCCCUCUCCAACCGGUCCCCUGCACCUGUACAAUCCCCGUGCCCGCCCUCGCAACAACCCCCACAUUCCAGCCCUUCGCCCCAGGUUCAGCCCUCAUCCCACCCGGGGUCCCCCCACCCGGGCUUGGGGGGCCCAAUGCCUGGCUCCAUGGACCAGGGACACUUGGCGGAGCAGAGCGCUAUGCUAUCGCAGAUGAACACGCCCGCCAGAGGAGGGUUGAAGAAUGACUUGGGCACUGGAGGGGAUACGACAGGAGAUACGCUGGAGAAGUUUGUGGAGGGAUUGUAGCAUUAAACAGGAGACUUGGCCUGUGUCCCAAAUAGGUGACACCCUAUUUCCAACUAGUACACUCGGGCCCUGCUCAAAAUUAGUGCAUUAUGUAGGGAAUAGGGUGCCAUUUGGGAUGCAUAUAGAAACAAACCACACUCUCCCCAUCCUCCACUGAUGUACUCAGACUCUGGGUCCGUCCCCUUUUUGAGACUUUGUUCUUAAUGAAACUUUCUUUUUUUUCUCUUUUUUUACUGACAUGUACAAAGUUUCAAGAGAUGUAAAAAGAGAGAAAAUGGGAUAAAAUGAAAAAUGCCAACACUUAUAGGGGAAUGUUGAUGUUUCCUAAAACUGGUGUUUCUUCUUCCUAAUGAGUCGGGAUUUUGCAAAUUGCUGUUUAAAAGACGUUUAAAUCACAAAGAAUAUAUAUUUUUUUGGUUGAGACCAAAAUGUGCUCAGACUUUGUUUUAUUUGUUUGGUAUUUGGUAUGAUGUCAUGCCUUUUUCAUUUUCUUUUUUUAAGGAAAAUGUACAAAACAAUUGCAUUGUAGUAUUCAUACUUAUAAUUUUGUACCUUUUUUUUUUUUUUGUGUUGAGACUGUAAAAUAUUUUUGUCUGGGAAUCGGGAUAGGUUUCUCAAGCUCUUCUCAUUCCUGGGACAUACAUCCACAAAAUGUCUCCCUAUUCCCAAUAUAGUGUAGUGCACUAUAUAAGGAGUAGGGAGUCAUUCCAGGUAUAGCCCUGGCAAUUGUAAUCUAAAGUGUUGUACAAUUUUUAUAGAUCCACCUGCAUUUGAGAGGGAGGGACUCUUUUUCCUCUUUGUGACGUGUGUGUGUGUUCGAUGAGAACUAUCCAUUUGUAUUGAAAUAGGAAAUGGACUAUGGCAGUUUGUAAUACACUGGCAUUUAUGCAGAAACACUUGACACACACAUACACGGAAUGCCAAACUCUCAAAAUACACACAAAACAAGGAUAAAAUCUCACUAGCCUGGAAACCGGAAUCUCUGUCUUGACUUGCGGAUGUAGAAAAUUGUGGUUCUGUCAUUUAAAAAGUUUGUCAUAAUUUGUUGUGUAAAGUUAAGUAUAUUAAGAGAACUCCUAUCCUGAGGGGGGAAUGGGGGACAGAAUGACUCCUAUCCUGAGGGGGAAUGGGGGACAGAAGGACUCCUAUCCUGAGGGGGAAUGGGGGACAGAAGGACUCCUAUCCUGAGGGGGAAUGGGUGUUCAUUGCUUGACUGCUUGUUUGUUUUGAAAAGAGAUAAAUAAAUAGUCCAGCUGUCUAUCAACCCUCCAUCCUCAUUCCCCUCUCUCAAAAACACAAACUUGAAUAAAACUUUGGGUGGGUUACGUUCUCCUAGCUCCAUAUUGUAAAUCAUGCAGGUCGUUAUUAAGCAAAAAUACUAUAAAUAUAAGGAAGAGCGAAUGAAAUCACUGUAUAAACUGGUUAAAGACUCAUUUCUUACUUAUAUACCAUAUUGUUAAAUAAACUGUGUACAACAGUUAACACUUGGAGUUAUA
Messenger RNA from Oncorhynchus kisutch (coho salmon), 5874 nucleotides. Its product is annotated as CREB-binding protein-like. Gene Ontology annotation, biological process: positive regulation of transcription by RNA polymerase II. NCBI's taxonomy places the organism in Eukaryota, Metazoa, Chordata, Actinopteri, Salmoniformes, Salmonidae. The coding region runs from base 176 to 4378 and encodes 1400 amino acids. The transcript has 18 exons. Gene Ontology annotation, molecular function: chromatin DNA binding; transcription coactivator activity; histone acetyltransferase activity. Gene Ontology annotation, cellular component: histone acetyltransferase complex; nucleus; transcription regulator complex. The record is from RefSeq and is a predicted model, not a curated record.